This is a messenger RNA of Chrysoperla carnea, 2907 nucleotides long. It is a transcript of the gene tara, whose product is annotated as probable serine/threonine-protein kinase DDB_G0280133. The record is from RefSeq and is a predicted model, not a curated record. The transcript is spliced from 2 exons. Gene Ontology annotation, cellular component: nucleus. Lineage: Eukaryota; Metazoa; Arthropoda; Insecta; Neuroptera; Chrysopidae. Bases 78 to 1907 code for a protein of 609 amino acids. Gene Ontology annotation, molecular function: transcription regulator activity.
UACAAUUAUUAGUUUAUUUUUUUCAUUUUUGUUUUUUAAGUUCAUAAAAACGGAUUUUGUUCUUGUGAUUUGUGGUUAUGUGUAAAAGAGAAAUUUUUCAACUUAUUUAUGAUAAGAAUUGUGCAAUGAUGGGUAUCCAGGCGACAGCAGGGAAACGUAAACUGGACGCAGUUGUGGCAUCAGGUGGUGUAGCAGCGUCAUCAAAUUGUGAAGACUCAACGACAACAAUCCCUGCAAAAGCGGGUCGCUGGGCCGAUAAUACAACCAGCAAUAAUAAUAUAACAUCAACACCUUCAUUAGUAAUAAAUUCAAAUAGUAAUAAUAAUAGUCUUACGUCAUCGACAUCGUUAACGACAUCAACAUCAUCACCCAUGACAUUAACGACAACAAUAACAACGCCUUCAAAUGUACCUCCACCUCCGGCCACAACUGACGAUUGUAUAGCUCGAUUACGGGCGGUUGCUGUACCUGGUGAAAUUAGUAAUAAUAAUUUAGCUUCAUCGCCGUCAACGACGACGUCCCACAAUGGUCUUAGUUCUAAUAGUAGUUUAACGUCAAAUAGUAAUAGUUGGCAAACAAAUGGAAUUGCAUCGUCGACAUCGGCUACCACACUUUUAUCCGAAGACUUAGAUGACGAUGAUAUUGAUGAUUACGAUGAUUUUAGUGAUGAUGAUCGUUGUUCAGAUUUACCAUAUUCGUCGGCAACUCCACAAGGUUAUCAACCAGCACGUUAUCCCGACUUCUCUCAAUACCAAAGUCAACGACAACAAGGUUAUUAUCAUACGGACGAUCCAUUUCAAACACAAUAUUUAAAUCGUCAACCAAAUCAUCAUCGAGGUGCUCCAGGAGGUUAUUGGAAUAAUUAUUACAAUCAACCUCAACAACAACCUCAUCAGCCACAGCAAGCUCAACAAACGAUACGAUGUGAUGAGAAUGGUAAAUCGUAUUUAGAAUUAGGUAGUGCCCCGCCACCUAUACAACCGACACAAUCAAGACAAAUACCUCCACCACCACCUCCGCCUCCAAUACGAUGUUGUGAUGGACCUACACGAUGGUGUAAUUACCCUUGUUAUAGACAACGUCGUUUAGCUGUAUUAAAUUUAUCAAUGUUUAAAUUAGCACGAUAUCGACAGUGUUCGGAUCCAUCGUUACAUCGAUCAGUACUUAUUUGUAAUACAUUGCGAUUGAUUGAGCGAGAAAUGGAAGCGGAAGGUAAUCAAAUUGCUGCUUAUCAAGCUCAACAACAACAAGCCCAACAGCAACAACAAGCGCAUCAACAUCAGCAACAAAUGGAAGCUGAAUCAGCGGCAUCGUCGUAUACAUCGAAUCAAACCUUUAAUGAGUAUUCAAAUCGUUUAACACCUGUUAUGGAUUCGUCCUCAGUAUCUACGUCCUACGAACAUAAUUUACGUGAAUUAAAUGCGUCAGGACGUGCUACACCAUUCCCCUCACAAACAGUAGACACGGAUUCAGGUCUAGGCGAUGAAGAUACGAGUCGAAGUAUAAAUUGGAGUUCUGUGUUAAGUUUAACAUCACAAACUGAUUUAGAUCCGUUAAAUAAUAAUGAAUUGUAUCAAACAAUCGAACCAACGUCGACUAAUGGACCUACAGUUGUAACGGCUGAUGUUGACAUGUCACAACAUCAUCAUAAUACCUCAAAUUCGUCAACGUCUUCGCCAACGUUAUCCUCGUCAACGACAACGUUGCUAUCUUCGUCCUCGUCUUCAUCACAGUUAAUGGAUGAAUUUUUACCUAGUUGGAAUAAAAACAAUAAUAGUUCAAAUUCUGCGUCUUCGUGUAGUGUUGACGAUCAUAGUGUCGGUUUAAGGACGGAACAAUAUAAUAAUCGUUUUCCUGGUGAAGGUGAAUGGGACUCAUUUAUGCAAGUAUUAGUUGGUGGCUCCUAGCAGCAGUGUUGUCAUAAUAGUAAUGUUGUAGACAUAAGCACGUUGGAAGAGUUUCCAGGACCAAGUAUAUCGUUGGCCGAUGUGCUUGUGGAUACAACACAUCUGUCUGAAGAAGACAGUGCUCAGGUUGUGAUUGGCUGUGGAAAUGUUCAAUCGUCUUAUAAUAAUUAAAAAAAAAACGAUGAAUAAUUUCCAUUUUAUGCAGCUACUACCUAACUAUUAUUACCCUUACCCCCACUUACCCUGCCAUCCCCUUUUUUUAAAUCCUAUUCUACUUAAUUAAGGCGGCAUAAUAUAUAUAUUUUUAAUUUGUGCAUUAAUUAUACAAAGAAAUACAAGAACAAAAAAAAACUAUUGAGGACCACAAAAAUAUAACACUCCACAAACAUAAACUGAAUAAUUGUAGUGUUUAGAGCCGAAGGAAUUGCAGGCGGAAAAUUUAAAUUAGAGAAAAAAAUGUACUAUUAUUGUUCAGCUGCAAAUGCAAAUUAGAUAAUUGAAGAUGAAGUUAUUCAAAAUGUUUUGUUUGUUAUUUUUUGUUUAUUUUUUAAAAGAUUCGAACGCAAUUAUAAAUUUUAUUAUUUUUUUUAAUUCAAGAGAAAAUUUAAAGACUCAAAACUGAACAAAUUCUUGAAUGAUAAACUUUUUAGGACAUUUAUACAAGACAGCGUAAAAUAAUAAUUAUUAGAAGAUAUGAGAGAAUUUCCUGGAUAUGAGAAGUUUAUAAGGUAUCAUUACCUUUUGUUCCUAAUUCUGGAGACUAAAAAGUUCAUAAAAUAUUUUUUUCUAUUUGAUUGUAUGAAAGGGAAACCUGUGAUAAUUAAAACAUAUAAAAAUCAUUAUCCCACUGAUCCCGUCAAAUAGUGAAACAUAAAUGUACUUAAAAAAAAAUUGAACUGAAAAAUUCUCGAAAUAUUCAAAAGCAUGUGCAUUUGUUCAGUUUCGAGAUGAAAUUUCACAAAAUUUUUCAUAAAUAGACAAAUUUUAACAUUAAUUAAUA